AUGUAUUAUUUCAAUAAUAAUGCCAAAUCAAAGAAUGGUAACAUGUGUAAAAGUAGCCACAAAUCUGAUUGUGCCUCUUUGUACAGUUUCAGCAGUCAAAAACUACUGGACGAUAGGCUUAAAAGGUCACUCGAGAUUUUCGAAAAAAAUCACACAAAACCUGAUUCAGAAGGUACUGAGUGUAGUGGUACUAAGUGUGUUAGACGCUCCCAAUAUAAACCCACGGCCCAACCAUUGCCUAUCAACUUCCCUGUUAGAUAUGCAAAUGAUCAAACCCAUGCAUUUCAAUACAGUCAAAAUUCACAAUCAAGCACAUAUUCUAUUAGUUCUAUAAAUCAUCACAUCUCAACUGAACGAAUUAAUUCAGCGAAUAAUAAUACUAACUACAGCUAUAACAACUGUACCAAUGUGAAUUCCACAAAAAAAUUAUAUAAUACAAUUUUUAUUGAACUAAAAACCAGAAUAGAAGCAUUGGAAAGUGAUAUCAAAUCAUUACAACAAGAGUUAUACGGGUCUAACAUUGAUAUAUUUGCUAGACCUAUUGUUAUGCAUAGGAGAUUGCUCUAA
Babesia microti strain RI is the source of this 567-nucleotide messenger RNA. RefSeq lists its product as hypothetical. Lineage: Eukaryota; Apicomplexa; Aconoidasida; Piroplasmida; Babesiidae. The record is from RefSeq and is a predicted model, not a curated record. Bases 1 to 567 code for a protein of 188 amino acids. The transcript has 2 exons.